AAAUAUAUAAUAUAAAAGCUAAAUAAAUUUAAAUCAGAAAUAUUAUAUAUUCAAUAUUUAUUAUUCACAUUUAACUACAUGAUCGCAUAAUAUACAUAUAUGCAUCGUUAAUGUACGUCGUGUUGUGAGGUGUUAGCCAGAUACGUUUAAAGAAAGUGUAGGUUGGUGUGGGUGUGCAUACUGCUAGAAGACAGCCGCACAAGUGAAAGGGUAAUGGCAAGGAGUGGAGGUGAUUUUCAGUGAUCUUUAACAAAUGGCUUUGUCCGAGGUGCACAAUUUGGCUGCAAUUAUCGGCAACAAUGGUUUUACUGUUAGCAAGAAUAACGUGGUUGAACGCAACAUCAACAUGUUGGAACCACGAAACAAUUAUCCAGCUGAUAGAUGUAAUACAGAAUAUAAUUAUUGGAAUUAUGACUUAAUGGAAUGCAAUACACAAAAAAAUAUGAAUGUAGAAGAUGAAGAUAGUCAGGAUUUAAAUAAUCCUAUGGUCAAUGAUUUAGUGUCAAAAAUUCUUGAUGAUGAUUCAAUAGUUGGUGAUAACGCUCACAAUAAUAGUUAUAAUGGCAAUAUUCAAUAUUAUUCAGAUACUCAAUCCUGUAUUAUGGAAAAUAAAAUGGAAAGUAAUACUGAUCCUAAUUUUACUAUGGAUCGCUUCAAUAUGCAUUCAACAUUUAAUAAAUUACAAAAUAAUAUUUCUAAUAAUGCUAAACUUGAAUGUAAUUAUAACACUCUCUGUGGAGAGCUCAAAACAUUGAGUCUCAAUACAUGUGUAGGGCAAGUAUCAGAUCAAGGAAAUUUAUAUAACAAUGGGAUUGGUGCAUAUUCAAAUACGUAUCCAUCUGAUUCACAAUCUUAUGUACUACGUCCAAGUAAUGAAAAUUGUUGUAUUAGUGGAAAUACUAUGCCUAUAUGCAAUGAUUUAUUAACAACUACAAAUGAGACAAAUGUAGGUAAGCAGUCUGCUAAUUGGACAGAAAAUUUAUCAACAUCAGGAUGUACAUCAGACUUAUUUGGAAAUUAUCAACGAAUACAAAAUUGUACAAAUCCAGAUCUUAACUUUAAUAUGGCUCUAACAUUGGCUUUAGAUUCUCCUGAUCCAAUAACUCUAAAUGAAUUAGAGUAUCAUAAUAAUAUUGGACAAAAUGGAACUAAUACAUAUAAUAAUCCAACACCUUCUAUGCAUGAAUUAUACAGCAUGACUGCCAAUAAUCAAACUUAUAGACCAAGUUCAGCAAUGACUGAUUUGAGUAUUGAUUCUGGCUUUCUUUCAAAUUCUCCAUUACAACAUUUUUCUCCAGCUGAUACAAAUUUGCAUAAUUGUUUUGGAAAUAAUAUACAGCGGAGUAAUGCUAAUGAUUAUAAAGAUUUACAUGAUUCAAAUAGAUUAAGCAUGACAAAUAUCUCCAUACCAAAUGAACAACUUCAAUUUUUGCACCAACAAGCUCGUAGCUACAAAUUAAAUCAAGCUGUGGACCAAGAAUACAAACAAUUAAUUGACUAUUAUCCAGGUGUAAGCGAUUUCACCACAUCAUCAAUCAAUAGUUUAGACACAAAUGAAAAUUGUCUUACAAAUAACGAUUAUAAAAUUGAUAAUAAUUUACUGAAAAUUAUCAGUCCGAAAUCAAAGACUAUUGAAACUAAGACAUAUUCACCAAUUGGAUUUCCAAAAAAUCUAAGUUCGCGUAAUACUCACCAGUCAAUUGCAAAAUAUGGAUAUCAUAAUUAUCAACAUUACACUGCCAAUAACGGCGAGACUUUAAAAAUGUUACCACAAAGUUCCACAUCUUAUCAGGAUUUGAAGCAGCCUAAUAAUACUAAUACAUAUAAGGUGGAAGGAUUUGAUCUUACCAAAGAAAUAGCUUUUCCUUCUGUAAGUCAUUUGACGAAUCAAAUAGCAGGGUCUUCAAUGAACAAGGAUACUUUUAAUUAUCUUAUGAAACAACGACAUCAUAUGCCAAGAAUACAAAAUAGUCCUGGCAUUCCAUCUGCUGAUGUCCUUUUUAAUUCAGGAAUAGUACCAAAUCCGGGAACAGUAAGAUCUGGAGUAUUCCCACCAGUAAUGCCAGUUCCUGUACCACUUCCAGUUCCACGACUAUUUUCCGUAUUAUAUGGUGGAGGUUUGAGCCUUAGAAAUGGAAGUGGAACUUCUAGACGUACAGCACCUUCAAGUAUAUUACACUUCAGACUGGAGCAAACUUAUGAACAGUUUAAACAAUUAGAAAAAGAACGAAAAAAAUGCGAAGCGGGAUUAGCUGCUCAUUUUCCUGGUAAAAGAGUGACGAGUGCAAACAAUAUACCUAUUCCUCGCCUUCAAGGAAAUCCAUCACGCGUUGAUCGUUUAGUCAUUGAUUAUUUGAGAGAGCAUGCACGCGUUAUAACUCUGAUUGCAAAGAUGGAACGUUUACGAGGGACCACGAUGAAUCAACGUGUACAUAAAGCUAUGGAAUAUUGGUUGGAAGCAAUAAAGUUCGUCCAAGAAUGUCGUAAACGUGAAGUUGCAAAUGCUACUAAACGCCAAAAAGAAAAUCCACCAUGCAUUCUUGUAUACAAUGAUAAUGAUAUAUUAACAUUGGCAGCCAGUGUAUAUGAAUUGACGAAGGCAUCUCGAUACGCAAGAACUGGUAUGUAUAACGCAUUACAAGCUACAUUAUUGUAUGACUUGGAAAUAGAAAAGAAAGUCGUUGAAACUUCUAAAGAUCCAGUUCUUGUGAUGAAACGUAAUGAAAGUCAGGUAACACAUGAUGUUGGUGAUUAUUCAAACAGUACCUAGCAAGAUUUUGAAAACCGCUUUUCCAUUUUGUGUGAAAAAACAUAGAUCGAGUCCAGCAGCUUUUUACUUACGUAUUCCGCGUUACGUUAAUGAAAAGCUUUUGCUGGCGUUUAUCAUAAUUUUAUCGCUGAGACAAAACAAUGCCGCCCACUAAUUGCGAAAUUUUCAAAGCAUCAUAUGGAGAAAUACACAUACUCCCGCCGAAAUAGGAAAAUCAUAUGCGUAUCUACUUUUUACAAGUUAAUAGUAACUCCAUAGUUUUCUACUGUACAUAUUUUUAUCCCUACUAUAUAGUACAGUCUUGGGAGUGUCAGUUCUUGGAAUCCAAUACUUGUGAUUCAAUUGUCUAUCUUUCAAGUGAUUUUGCUUGUUCUUCGCUAACAGACUAACGAAAAGGAAACUUACGAACGUCAACAUUUUUAUCUUUGGAUGCGUUGUGUUACAUAUUUCACAAUUCCAAAGAUAAUUAUUUCAAAAUUAUUGAGGAUCCGAUACUCGUAGAAAGAAAAAAACGAAGAACAAGAUUGCUCAGACGUACUAGAAGAAACAAAAAAUGAAAAAAAGAAAAAGAGAAAAAAGAACGUUCGCAAGAAUCUCCGACUAUUACUCGUUUGCGUAUGUGUCAUAGGCUAGAUAAUAUAGGCUAAAUUUUACCAAUAUAUUUGUUCAGAGUGCUAGGCAGUAAUUUCUUAGACUAGUUCAAUGUGGCCUUCCUUAAAUGUGUGACCCAAGAUGUAUGUCAGGUAGUCAAAGUACAUCUCGAAAACUUCGAAUAUUUCGAAAAACUCAAAACGCGAUGCGGUAAUUUAAAUCGCAGAUCGGGUGAGCUUUUUCAAUCUGUGAAAAUAUGUGUAGCCUUUGAUCUGACUUGAUAUAUAGAUAUACAUAUAUAUAUAUAUAUUUACAUAUAUAUAUAUAUAUAUUUAUAUUUAUAUAUACACACACACACAUAUAUAUAUGUGUGUAUGUGAUAACGCAAAUAAUGUCCACUAUAUAUACUACACAUAAAUCUUUGUUAAAAGAGAGGACUUUUCUAAAACAUACUUACACGCAUACACAAAAUCAUGCUCUGGCGUAACAUUUACGCACAGUACAUAGUCGCAUUACAUUUAAUUGCAAGAUAAAAUAUAAAAUAUUCGUGUAUAUAAUUACACAUAAUAUGUGAAACAUUAUAUAUAUAUAUAUAUAUACACGUACAUAUACGUAUACAUGUCUAUGUGUGUGCGUGUACAUAUGUACACAUAGAUUUAUGUGCAAAUACAUACAAUAUGUAUAAGAUAUAUAGAGAAUUUUUAACGUGCAUACGCAAAACACAUAAAACUAUUCCUACAUACCUACAUUAUUACAUACUAUACGUUCUAGACAAAUUGAUUAGCUCUAUAACAGCCGAUUUGCAAAGUUCAACAUUUCUUCUACUCAAUAUUAAAUAAGCUCUUUCACACCUGAUUAUUAUUAUACUAGGCUCAAUAUAUUUUAACGUUCCAAUCUGCGUAUGUACGAAUGUUCGUACGAAUCCGUGUUUUAUUAUAAUUUAAAAAUCGCGAUAUAAUCGCGUGCAAGUUCGAGUUCCACGGAAGCAUCAAACGUCGUUUCGUUCUACGUUCUUGACGAGACUUCAACGGUGAUUAUUUCCGUAUUCCUAUGAAAUUACAAAACAUAUAUAUUCGCACAACGAUAAACAAAAGGUACUUCGUGUUAGAGAGAAUUAAGAAAAAAAAAGGAAAAAAGAAAUGUAAAUUUAUAUAGUGUCCAACGCGUAGACGCAUGGAUGACGCAUGGAGGUGAACAAAACUUUGAUGCAACAUUUUUGCUGUCUCGAGGUCUAACUUUCAUAAAUAUUUAAAUUGAAUCGGUCGGCCUGUAUUAUCAUUAAAAAUGCUCGUAAAAUCGGUUGUCGGUUAACAAAUGAUAAAAUAUUAAUAUAAUCAUCUCUGUAUAUAUCCGUCAAUUUCCGUCUGAACUGUAUGAUCUACGUAGUAAUUCCCAAUGAUAAAACGAGGAAGAAUGGUGUUUCGGUUUAAUUCCUCGGUAUUUCUAUAUCAAUCUUAGAUGAGAGAUAUUAUUAGCGAAGUAUUUAAUUUAGUAAUAGUAAUACUUGUUGAAUAGAAUUUUCUGGCUGUCUUUGUUGCCGAUCACCACUAAUGAACGAAUAUUUUAAUUUUUUGACGACAGAUAAGUUUGUUUUUAUAUAUUGAUAUGUUUUGCAAAAUUGUUAAAACUUUACAAAAAAAUUUUAUAUCGAUUACUCAAAAUGAUCAAUCGAUCAUUUCAUCGGAUAAAAUCCGUUUAUUUUUAUAUAUUAAAAGACCAUGUAUUGAAAGUUUAAAUUUUAGUAAAAGGAUUGUUAAUUCAAAAAUAUAUCUAAUAACUUUGAAUCGAGUAUAUUAAUUGUAAUACAUUUUCGUAAUAUCGAAAAGAUAGAGAAAUUUAUUAACUUUAAACAUUUUUAGCAGACAAAAUUACAUUAUUAAUUAUGAAGAUGUUUUCUUGAUUUUGAUGUCUUCUUCGAACUGAAAUACUUGAAAUAUCUAGACGAAAUUGCUCGGCCGCAAAGACAACCCCAACUCUCGAAGAAUGGUCCGGUACUCCAAUCUUGUAAAAGACGCAAGAUAUACAUACAGACUGCUUUUACAUAGCGCUUAUAUAAUCAUUGGGGACCAUCUCGAGCAUUGUCUCCGCGUAUAUAUCAGCAUAUCUUAGAAACUCAUUUUUCAUUAACACGAAGGAACAUUUGCAUUUCUUCACAAUUUCUUCGUUAUUUUUCUUUCUUUCUUUCUUUCUUUCUUUCUUUUCUUUUCUUUUUUUUUUUUUUUUUUCUAAUCUCCGAGGUGUGCGGUUGUAUAAAUUUAACUCCUUUCCUCUUACGUUAAUAUCUUUUCGUUUACGUUCCUCUUUGUCCCCUGUCUUUUCUUCCCUUCUCAAAAUACGACGAGGGCAAAGUUGAAUAGAAUCGGAAGAGAAACGCGUGUGAUUCAUUAUGAUGUUUAAUCCUCUUCCUUUUUUUUUUCUCUCCUUCCAUUUCAAAAAUAUCAAACGAGAUAAAUGAUUAAUAAAUAUGCGUCCGGAAAUGACGAAAGUAUAGGCUUAAUAAAACUUUAAUGAAAAAUGUAAAAAAGAAAAAGAGAAAAAAAAAAUACAAAAAAUAUGUGUCUGUUAGGAUAGUAUAGAAUUAUCGAAUCGCUCGUUAAGAAGAAUUCUUACGGAAUGAAAGGAAGAUUAAUCGUCGCUUAUGCGUAAAAUUUAGAAAAUAGCGAACACGAGUAUUCGAGGCGCGCGUGAUAUUUCAGGCUGAAGAAGAAAGCAAAGCAGUGCUUUACACAAUUUCCUUCCGCAUUUGUCAACGUGUUUAUAUUAUAACUGUGAUAUAUGUAAUGCCAAUUUGUACAUAACUUAACGCUGAAAAACUUACUGUCGCGGCAACGAUACGGUGAACAGGUUAAUUUUUUUUCUUUUCUUUUUUUUUUUUUUAUGUCAAUAUUUCGUUUCUCUUCUCAUUUCCGCUUCAGUCAAUCGCUUUUACCGCUCCUUUGUUCUUAUAACUUGGAAUGUGAUACCAAUAGAUAAACAUACGCGUUCGAUUCUAGUUUCGAUUAAAAAACAUUUUCUCUUCGGAAAAAUUCAGAAAGUAUCGAUGUGUAUACCCCGCGAUAUAAACGAAUCGUUUCUUAAUAAGCGUUUCACUUAACUGAUAGUACUUAGCACGAACAAUUGUCAAUAUCAUGCAUCUGAAAUAUCCACGCCAUUUACAUUCGAUAUUUUUAAAGUAGCUUCUUGUAGUUUCGAUGGGCAAAAAAUAAUUUUUUAUCGCCCCUUUCGAUCUCAAAACAACGUGUAAUAAUUUUUAUUUCGAAUGUUCAUUCUUGCUCUGCAUUUUAUUAACAUUUCUUAGUUUUUUUUUUCUUUUUAAAACAAAAAUUUUAAAGUAAAAUUGAAAAAACAGAUUUUUGACCAAGCUUCUCAAUAUAGAUAUUCAAAUUUUGUUCGAAAUAAAAACUUAGGAAUCUCGAUAAUCGAUAUAUCGACUAGAAAUUGAUGGAAGAGUAUAAAAUUUUUAUCGGAAUCGUGGAAAAUUAUAUAGAAAAUUUCUUACGAGUUGCGGAUUUUUCAAAUCUUGAAAAAAAUGAGGGAAUAAAAGAGAUUAGGUAGCAAAGAGUAACGUCACUUGCGUUUGUUUCCCGUUGCGUGCACAAUCCCCCCCCUUCUUCCUGUGUUCGAGAAAAAAAAAAGAACACGAAUAAUGCUUUCUCGCGUGAAGUUAUUAUACAUAUGUGCAUGUGGCACGUAUUCAGUGAUUACCUCGUAUCAUAUUUAUUGUACGCAGCAUCGUUUAAGAAUAGGAACACUAUCUGCACGGAUACGUGUUUGACAAUCCUAUUUAAAUUGCAUGUGAUAUUAUAUAUUACCGAAUAGCUAAAUAUAUAUCUAAGCGGAUAUACGCAUUUGUACAAAUUGUUUCACUGAUGAUAGCAUAUUAACAAUGUUUAAUUUUUGCUCUUAUUAAACUUUAGAGCGUGAAAAGUAUUUACCCGUGUUGCGAACAGAUUAAGUUUUAAUUUUGAUUUUAAUUAUUUCUUAUUGAAAUAAUUUCUUCUUAAGUUUCACUACGUAGUAUAAAAGAAGAAAAAAAAAAUUAACGUUUAUCGAUCGAAAUUGUCUUCGAUUUCAAUAAUUGUUUUAUGUAUUCAAAUCUUUUCUUAAACAUUGGUUCUUAUUAAAAAAAAAAAAAAAAAAUUAAUCUUUCAAUAAGUAGAUGAAAAAUCGCAUGGAAAAUCAUCUCUUCUUAUUAGUUAUAUUCAUAGUAACGUUUGACGACAUAUUGACCGUUUCUCCUUGCAGCCUAUUCUUGCCACUCUUCUUCUAAGUAUGUAACUUACGUAUUAGGUCUUUUUUCUUUUCUCUUACGGCUGAGUAAAACUAUUGUUAUAUUUUAUAGUUUUAAUAUACACGUCUAUAUCCUUUUUACGAUUAAUAUUAAUUAAUCGAUGAAUUAAUUGAAAAUUAAAGUUACGUUUUAAGUGACAGAAUAAUCAGUGAAAUAUUCUGUACAUGCGUAUUCACGCGUCUACAUGCUCGUGUGUGAAACGUAUACAUGAAUAUACAACUAAUUCUUUGAGUUACGCGAUGAAGCUGCAUAAGAGAAAAAUCUAUAAGCGUCCAUACACAGAUGUAAUGAUAUAAAGUAAUAACGAAAGAAAAAUACACGAAAAACCGACCAAUGUUUUAACUCACGAAACUCUCAAGACGUCUCGUCAUAGCGUGUAAUUGUAAGGCUCAAUGAUUUCUUUGCCGAUCAAUCCGUCGGCCGUUAAUAGCGAAAACACUUUUCGCUUAUAUUAAAUAACAUUUGUGAAAAUUCCGAAUGGCAACUAGGAUCAAUACAGGGUCCGAAUAAUUUUGAACCGUACGAACUGAUACGGAUACGAAACUAGACAGUGUUUAAUUUCGUUUAUUACAUUUUGCUUGGCGAAAGUUAGAAUUCCUUCAAUAUCCUGUUUACGUACAAUUGAUAUUGAGAUGAGUAUCGAUUUCUAUAGAUUUUCUGCUUUUUUUUUUUCUUAAUUUAAUAUGUACAAUAAAUUGUACGUAAUUUAUCUUCGAUUAUUAAAUUUAUUAUAGAGAUACUUUAAAAUUUCUUUUGUAUUUUUCUACUUCUAUAAAAAUACGAAGUAAAACUUUUAGAUAUAAAAUAUAAUUAUUUUUUAUGGAAAAUUCAAGGAAUUGGUUUCCUUCUUUUUUUCAUGCCUACUUUAAUUUCGAAUGAUAAAACUUUAACUUUAAAAAUAAAUAACAUUCGAGAAAUCACAGCCAUUUUUUAUUCAAACUUUUCAAAUUUUUCACUGCCAAAGUUGCUUUAAUUUUUCUGAUCAUUGUUUAUCCGAAAAGAAAAAUACUCGUGAAGCUCUGAAUCAAGGACUGUUUGGCGUAGAUUUUAUUUCAAUUUUGUGCGGUAUAAUUAUAAUAAUUUAUUUUUAAAAUAGAUAAGAUAUUUUUAAAAAAGAAAAAUGCACUUUUUCCAAAGUUAUUUUAAUUUUUUUAAUAAAAAUCUAAGACUAAAAAUAAUUACAAUUUCGUGCCUUUUUCUCGGUUCAGGAUUAGUCUUUGUUUCGUGAAUUUGUAAAUAGAUUUCAGUUAUCAGAUACGAAUUAUAUUAACCUCGAAAAACGGCAUUAUUUCACCUUAGAUUGCCUAUCGUUUUCUUAAAUCUGACACGUGUUGUAUCGUGACCAUGGCACAAAAUGUUGUAUAUCAAAAGGAUCAAUAACUAUUGUACGUGUCAGAGCAAUAUUUCAUAGUAAUGAAAACAAAUUUUCCGCUUAUCAAAUUAACGUUUACCUGUUUUCGAUUUUAUAUUUCCUAUAUAAAUAACAAAUUAUUUGCUGAAUUGACAUUUACCAUGCAUUUUUCGUGCCCAUUUCUUUGCCAUUAUUUGUAUUAUAAAAUAACAUUCAAGUGUUCAAAUAUCUAUUAGAUGAUUUUAUAAGAAUUUCUAGCUUUCUAUUUAAAAAAUAAAUAAAUAUAUUAUAUUUAAUAAGUAUUAUAAACGAUAUUAAAUACUGUCUUAAAUAUAUCUCUAUUUUUUCUUUUCUUUUUCUUUUUUUUUUUUUUCUCUUCUUUUUCAAGCAUUGUAGAUCUUAAUUCCACAGAAUCAAUAGUCAGUUGGUCCAGAUCAUUCCAAUCGACAAGUGUCAACACUUACUUUGCACUUGUUAGUUCUCCGUUUUUCGUUCUCGAUUCGCUUGAUCAUUCGACAUUGCACGAAUUGCCACAUUAACUCGCGUUUCAAGUUUAUUACAUGGAUAUAUUUAAAGAGUAUUUAAUUCCACGUGAAAUUGAAUUAAGUUUGAUAACUCGAUUAAAAAAAAAAAAAAGAAAAAAAACACAAUAGUCAGGAUGUCGAAUAGAAAAGAUGGAUACACACAAUAGUCAAUAAAAGUGUUUACAGUUUAAUCUUCCGAUCAAUUAGCACCGUCGAUUAAUAAUUAAUAGAUUGACCAAUAGAACAAUUUCGCCAUGAGAAAUGAUUAAAUGUGCGGUACUAACGAAGCGCUAUACGUUCAAAAUUACCUAUGAAGAAACCAUAUCCACAGAGGUUUCUCCUUAAAACGAACACCUGUAUGCCUAAGAUACACGUAUAUGCGCGCAACGUAAAUAUUAUGGGAAAUUUGUCCAAUCGAAAUGCAAUAUUUUUCUCGGAAAACGAUCGUGAUUGAUCGUAUACACGGAACAGUAUGAUAGUAUUGUAUGAUAGUUUAACAAUUUUUAUCGCGUACCUUCGAACGCCAAUACAGCUUCAAAGGAAUUUUUUAAAAAAUGAUGCGAAGAAUUGUUGUUUUGGAACAACUACCACGGCCACAAUUUUAUUUCUCCGUGUAAUAAUCGACCGUGUAAUACGCUUUAAUGAUCGUGCACAAUUUAGCUUAAUUGUGAAUUCUCUUUCUCUAUAUCGAGUAAUGUGCAUAUCGCAGAAUUCAUUUGAUUUUAUAUUUUAAAUUUUUAUAUAUAUAUAUAUAUAAUUUUUGCAUAAACAUGGUCUUGUUCAUUUGUUGAAAUUUUUUCAAUAUUUAUGAAUUAUUAAAAUAAAUUGAAAAGCUAUUUCAAAUUUCAAAAUUUACCUUCUUUUCUUAUCCAUAUCUCGAUAUCAGUUAUUAAAGAUUGAAUUUGAAAUGUUUAAUUUUUUAUUUUUACGAUUUUUGCGUUGAAACAAAGAUAAAUAUAAUAAAGAUAUGCAAUAAAUGUUGAAAGAAAAAAGUAUCGAUAUAGAGAAAGAAAAAAAAAAUUAUAAGUAGAUAAUAUAGUAUUCGAGAACGUAAUGUUAAAAUGGCUAGCUGUAUCGAAGUUUCUGUAUUAAUACCGGUAUAACUUUCUUUGAUAUUUGAUAAAAAAAAAAAAAAAAAAAGAGAGAGAGAAUGUUCUAACAAGAUAUAGAUUAUAGAUAUUAGGAUAAGAGUUAAAUAAUUCAUUCGCUUUCUUCUAAAAGCUUUUCAAAAACUUGACUCGAAGUAUCGAAACUUUCGAAUACUUUUCGAAAAUUUUUGAAUUGAAUAGAUUCAAAGAUCUUGAGACGCUAGAAUGUCUCGAAAAAAUCUUUAAGAUUCCCAAAACGUAUUAUGAUACCACCAUAUAAAAUAUUAUUUUCUAUAUAAGAGAAUUAAAUUGAUCACUUGAAGAUCUUUAAGAUCUAUUGAAAAAUCUAAAAUUAAAAAAAAAAAAUUGUUUAAGAGUAAACUUUGAGUAAAAAUCGAAUUUUUUUUGAUUAUGAUAUACGCAUGGUAUUACAUUCAUCGAGAUAUUUGUAUCAUCUUAAAAUUAAAUCGUUUCUUUCGAUCGAUCAGUCUUAAGAUCGAGGAUCGCUGCGUAACGAUAUAAUGUUCAAUACUUAACGACGUUCCAUUUAACGAUUUUUUUAAAAGAUCGUUGAAUCAAUUAAUUUUACGUGAAAAUAGAAGAUUCUAGCGGUCUAGUUACGUAUUCACGUAAAAUUUAUCGAAAGUCUGUUCUAAAAUAUGCAUUAUUCACGCACGCGUUUUCGUUCCUUCGUGUUUUCUCAAUACCAUUACUUGGGGGACUGAGAGGACAAAUUCGUUCCUUUCUUCGCAAUUUUUAUUUAGUCUUAGUAUUAUAUUUAGUUAAAUAUAGUGGCCUAUGCGUUAUUAACAGAUUGUUUCAGAAUUAUUAGUACAAGUUUGAUUUGCUGAUAAAAAUACAAAAUAAAAAUAUAAAAGAUAUAGAGAGAAAUGGAAUGGAAAGUGAAUAAGAAAUAUUUAUUUUCUAUUUAAUUAUAUUAUUUAUAUAUAUCUUUUUCUAUCUAUUUUACCAUUUUUUUUAACCUCUAUUGAAAUGGAAUACGUUUCAAAAUUAUUCAAAUUUCAACGAAAAAUCAUUCGUUUUCUUUCAAAUUAAAUUUUACUUUUUCUACGUGAUAUAAUAUAAUAAAUUUUUAGCAUAUCAAUUGAAAGCUUAUUCAUUUAAGAAAUAUCUAUGAAUCAAAUCUGUACUUAUAAUUCGCAAUCUGAAUUCGAGUGUUCGUGCUUUUGCCACUCUCUUCCUAUCUUCAGUCAAUAAUUUAGUAAAUAAUAACAUUAAGCUGUUAUUUAGCGAAUCGUAAACGUUUCUAUUAAACGAUUAUACGAUCGAUUCCAUUCGAAACUUGCACCCGAUCGUAUCAGACUCUUGAGACCCGAAAUACACGUUGUCGCACAAGACAUUUAUCGAUUCCUAUUAAUAACUAUUAAAGUAUAGCUAAUAAUUGGAUUGUACAUAGAAAGCUUUGUCUUAUGAGAUCUUACAAUGAGAAAAAAAAUGGAAAACUGCUCAAUCCGCGACGAUAGAAAUAUUUCAAUGUUCAUAUUUCAUUGUUCGUACACUUCCUAAAAUAACGAUGUUAUAUCAUUUUAUCGAAAGACAUCGAUGAGCUCUUAUUAAUUCUUGGACGACGAAUCUAUGGUCGCGGAAUUGCUCGUGAAACAUUAACAUCGAAUAUCAGUAUCGAUUCGCAAAAACUAGACAGACUCGAGGGAGGACAAUUAUCGAGAAGCUAUACGCUAAAAUAUUUCUGAUACGAAAAGAAGCCAAGGAUCGUAGGGAAGUUUGUAGUCACAGAGAUGCAGAGACAUCUGUAAUUCCUGAUUAGAAACAAAGUAUAGUAAAAAGUUUAGUCACAUCGGUGUUAAAUAUAGGUUAGUCUUGCAAAGAUUCGACAAAGAAGGAAAGAAUAAGCAAGUGAUGUCGCGAACGAAGUAAUCGAAAGAUGAUUAGUAACAAUUAGUAGAUAAAUACAUAUUACACGUACGUAUACAUAUAUGUAAACAUUUACGUGAAUUAUUCGUAGUUACACGUCGAAAGAAGACGAUUAGAUACAUUUAGAUAAAUAUAGAGUAUUUGUAUGCGUGUACAAGGAAAAGAAGAUUUAUGAAAUUCGAAAUUGCCGGUGAUGGCAUUCUAGAAAAAUUUGAUAGGAAUACAAAUUUUAGAUAUUAUUUAAUAUUCGAUGUUAAACCUCUGGCGAGAUUUAUUAUUUUGUCGCUGAUACGACAAUAGUUAUUUACUCGUUGAUACACCUCUCAUCAUUCGAGACUUUAUAGGUGACGUCGAGAAAACAAUUGCCUAGUUCAAAUUCUUAGCAAAUAAUUUUCAGCUAAUCCUAGAUACGUAUAGUGCAACAUUAUUCCAAUAAUACGUGUCGAUGGAGAGCGACGCUUUUAAUUGUAAAUACUCCUAGUGAUUUUCGAUUGACGCUCUUUCCAGCGAGAAAGUUUUAAAAGAAAAAUGAAAUUACGCGGUAUAAUUAUACGCGUAUUGCCAGUGAUUUCUCUUGGUUUCGUUUUCACUCUUUUUGAUUUUCUUGUCUGUGAAUUUUUUUUUCUUCUCCCUUUUCAUUUUGUUUAUUUUUCUUUAGUGAAUUUAGCUUAAGAAUUCAAUAUUUACAUUAAUGUCGUGAAUUACACUCAAUAGUAUAUUAUUAUACUGUUUUUGAUCGGUUUGUAAUUAAUUUUUUUUUUUUUUUGCAACCAUCAAAGAAAUGCGUUAAAAUGAAAUAAUAUUCGUUCUCGUUGAUUGAAGGACAGUGAAUAAAAGGGAAGAGAGUUUCUCAAUUUUUUUGAGAUUGAAAACUUCCUGUUCUAAUUCCUGUUUCUUUUUCCUAUUAAUUAUUUUAGCUAAUUUAUUAGAUAUAAUUAUUAGAUAAUUAUAUAGUCGAAAUAUUAUUAUUUAUUUUUCUUCCGAUCAUUAGAUGACAAUUAGUUUAACGUUGUUUGUAUACCAUAACACAUGGUCACAUAUCGAUGAUUAACGACAACUAUCAGCGAUAUCUUGCCAGUAGGUUUACGAUCAACAUUAUUCCGCUUGUUUCACGUUUAGAAGAAAAAUUAAAAAAAAAAAAAGGAAAAUUAUUAAAAUGCAAUCGUUAAAAAUCGUUCGUAUCGUUAAGAAAGAUAUCACAACUAAUUAAUAGAUUUAAUGGAAACGAAUAAUUAUAUCUCCUUGUCUAUGGGGUUGGGGCUAAAUGGUGAACGGAGAACGAUUCAGAAAAUUCGUUUCUUUCUUCCUUUUGAACGCGUUGACGAGGGAUAUUACGUUCGCAUAGUAAUCUUUUAGGAUAUUCUCUAGCUUAGCGAUGCUUUUCACGUAAAUAAGUAAUAUUUCAUCCCGACACGUUCCAAUGUAUUAUUAUCAAAAAGAAACGAAUUUUUCGAUUUCACGUUUUCUCAAAGCUUUUCAAGCUACUAUUGCGAAAUACUAUCUCUGCAUAAUAUACAUGUAUAUAUAAUAUAUGAUGGACAAAUGGAGAAAAAGAAAAAAAAAUAAUGGACACAAUCGUAUCCAUAAUUGCAUAAGUGGUAUUAAAAUUAUAUGUAUAUUGGUUAGAAUGUGCAGGAUUGUUCGCUUUCGCCGCUAGUAAACUAUGGAUCGCUAUGGAUCCUCAAUCAAAUUCAGCGAUCGAAUGUCGCAAACGAUCGGUAUAUACGCUUUGGUGUCUAAGAAAAAUGAUAAAAAAAAAUAUAUAUAUAAAUAUAUAUACAAUAUAUAUACAUAUAUGAAAAAACGAAAAAAAAAACGGGAAAAAAUAGAAAAAAAAAUAAAAGCAACGUGUUGUUCGCCAAUGUUUAGAAGUGUCCAGCGAAUAAUCGAGGUCGCAGGCUGAAAGUUCUCAGGGAAAUGCAACCGAAAGAGAGGAUAUAAUUGUGAAUGCAGAAUUGCUUGCCCUGAUCAAUAUUUUUUCGUGGUGCCAGACAAAGGAUCUUGACAAUCUCGAGAAAAUCGAAUCGAUGAAAAUAUGUGUGUGAUGAUAAAGCGAUCGAUAAAUUGUAUCUCGUUUGUACGAAAAAAAAAUUAUUCCAUGUAUGCUAAAUCGUUGAUUUAAAAACAGUUUUUGAGACGUUCUUCGUAUUCUUAGAUUUUUUUUUUUUAUUUCGUAGUAACGGAAUGUUUGUCACUGCUGAUAUUUUCUAAUUUUUUUUAUCUUUUAAAUAGUUUACGUGGAAUACAUAUUUUCUUAAUAAUUAUGAAAAAAAGAAUGAUUACGAAAUACGAUAUUCACUGAUUCGGAGAGAAUUGUCCAGAUCCUUCGAGAUCGUCUCAUUGAACGAUAAAGAAGAUAUGUGAUCUCGUGGCCGUUAUAUACUUACUUAUACGCAUAAAUUUAUUUGUUCAUAUGAAGACAAUCGUUUUACCGCAGAAAGUAAAGGGGGGAAAAAAAAAGAAACAAAAAUAGCUUUGCAAACUUCAGGGUAACGAGUCAACAAUGGCCGACUAUUAUCGAGAAAUUAAACAAAAAAAAAAAUAAAUAAAUAAAAUAAAAAAAUCUAAAUAAACAUCGACGUUGCGAGGGGAAUACUGCUUGGUUUGCGGACCAUUAAAUACCAAAUACUAUACAACGAUCGCGUUACAAUAAUUAUUUAACAUAGGUUGGAACACUGGAAUAUGGAAAUGCAGUGGUGGAUGCAGUGAUUUUGCAUCCGAAUAAAAGCUCGAUGAGAAAGCGUGAUUGAAAUCCAAAUUGGGGAUUUCUUUGCCGUUUUUGCGGUUGUCGGUUAGUAAAUUUGAUUGAGGACGUAAUUCGUAAAGAACCAGCUAUAAUUCAUGUGCGUUUCUUUAGUAAUAUUUCGAAGUUCGAUUAGUUUUUCUUACUGAAACAUAAUUGUUCAAUAAAUAAUGAUCAAGGUAGAAACGAGAGAGAUAGGGAGAGAAAUAAAGAGAGAAUGCGAGUUCGGUCUUAGAAAACUUAUCGCAUAAGUCUUGAAUACUUUUACAGAUGUACAGUUUCGAGAUUUUGACAGAGAAAAUUCUUCGGUGAUGUACGAUGUAAAAGUUUCAUGAUCAAUAAUUUCAAUUCAAUUUUUAGUUAUUUUAUUUUCCUCCAUUUAAAUCGAAGCGAAAAACUCGCGCUUUUCGUUUCUGUUCUAUGCUCUUUAUAUUUUUAAUAAAUGCUUUGGCAUUUUUAAAUCCGAUAUCGACAUUUGUAAAGAAAAAAAAUUAGCUAUUUUAGUUUAUGUCGAUUCGGCAACGUACAAUGGUGUAAAAAAGUUUUCAAGCUAGACAAAUUAUUUUGUUUAUUUUUAAACUCUUAUAUUGAUUUAAAAAUUUUUUUAAGAAACUUUUUCUUUCUUUUGUUGUGAGUCGAUUAAAAAAAAAUUACAUCCAUCUAUUUUGAAAAUUUUCACAAUUAUUAUAUGUAUUAUAUACUAUAUAAAAUUAACUAAAAAUUUUUUUUAAUCUCCAAAUCUGAGAAAAUUCAUGUAAAUCUGUCCGCUCGAAAACUUUUGCACGUUAUUUCUAUAAAGAAAGAAUGAUCUUUCGCAUAAUAAUCUAGACGAUCUUUUUGAAAUGUGUAAAAUUUCACUCGAUUACUAGUCUAUCAUUGCUUACGUAAUUAACCGAAAUUCAAAGCUCGGUUGCCAAUUUUAUCAUAUUUCAAACAUAUCGCAAAAUCUUCGGAAUUCGCGUACUAUCAAGAUUACACUCUGCUCGCGUAUAAUCAUACACAAUUUGCCAUGAAGGAAAUAAGUAUGUAACAAGUGCAGAAUGUUUCCGAUUGUUUGCUCACGCGUUUAUAUACAUACAUAUACGCGGGGGGACGAUUUAUCAUUCGAUCUCGAAUAAUCGUCAUCGAAUUUUAAACUUCCCGCGCAAUUCUCACCGAUCAUGCGCAGAAAGAUAAGAACGAAUGAAUCCUUUGGGACAUAUUUUGCCAUGUCGUUCGAUCGCAAAACAGAGAUAUAUGCUUUGUAAUGUAUCUACGUAUGCCCUGGACGAUUAGGAUUAAUUUUCAGGACAUUAUUACUUAAAUAAUCCUCCUAUUUCGCGUGGUGCUUAAAAUUUGACUGAACAUUAACAUUGCGUCCAUGUGUAUCAAAUUUUAAGCAAACAAAAUAUCAUGGUGUAUAAGAUAAUAUUGCGGAUGAAAUUAAACUAGAAAGUGAGUUACAUAACGGUGAAUAAUAUAAGAAUGAUUGAACAAAGAUGGUAAAAAAAGAAAACAAUUAACGAAAAAAAAAAAUAGUGCUCAAAUCAUAAGUGACUAUGCGUCUUGACGUGCAUCUUUUUAACGCAUUAUGCGUACAGAACGUUAUAUAUUGACACACACACACACACACACACACACCAUGCGCGCACGCGCGCGCAUAUACAUGGAUACACUCGCAUACAUACACUAAAGACUGUAGAAAUUCUUGAAAAGAAACGACGGUAGCUUGCACCUUCUGUAAAUUGCACAAAAUAAUUUUUUACAGAUAACAUUAUAAUUCAUGUAAAUGCGUUAUUUAUGACAGUGCCACCGAAUUGCAAGAUAUGAAAUGAAAAAUAAAAAAAAAAUCACUUUUCUCGUCGUUUUUUCGCAAGCGAUCGUGUACGUUUGCCUAUACUCGAAUGAAUUUUUAUAUUCGUUACGCUUAACAUUGCGUUACUCUUCGACUGUUUUUUAAAUAAAAGAAAAACUCCUGUCAAGAGAUUAAUCGCGAUAAAAUAUAUAUACUGCCGGAAAAAAAAAGAUAAUAAAAAAAUCAUUAACCGAGGUACAUCAUCGUGUUUUAGACCAAACGAUGAUUCUCGAUUAGCGCUCGCUGCUUGAAGUGCAAGCGUUGUAUGGGACGAAAUGGAACAAUGGUACAAUAAAAGUAAUUUUUAUUAAAAUUCCAUUAUAAAUUUCUUAUUUGAAUUCCUCAAAAUUUCUCAGAUAUUUAAUUAAAUUUCAAAUGAAAAAUAUUUUUAGUUAAUGUGGUAUUUUUUAGUAUUAUUAGUAAAGUAAAUCUGAAUAUUUUCAUAUUAUAUAAAGAAAUUUUUCAGCAAAUUUUAUAAAAUCUGUCAUUAUGUUAUGUAUUUCUUAUGUAUUUCUUUUUUCUUUUCUUUUUUCUUUCUUUUUUGCAUAUAUUUAAUAAAGUUUAAAGCCUAAAAUUAUACCAUUGAAACCUUCAACGCUACAAUUAAUAAAAUAGCUCAUAAAUAUUAAAAAGAAAGAAAAAAAGAAAAAGAAAUUCGACCAAUCUUUAAUAUCAAUGCAUUCGCUUUUUGCUCGUAAUUUUUUUUCCGCUUACAUUUGAAAUUUUUUAAAACUACAUUUCUUUCGUAUUAUGUAUUCAUUUGCUCGUAACAAAAUGAAAAAAAGGGUUGUUCGAAUCGAAGCUAAGGCAACGGCAAUAAUUAAAUUGGCGGAUCGAAUCGUAUCUGAUCUAGCUUGUUCGUUUGUUCAACUUCUUCAAUGUUUUUGGGCUGUGAUUUUACAACGCUGAUAACCCAAAACCGCAUUAAUUAUUCUCAAGUGAAACUGAAUCGACAAUCCAAACCAGAGAGAACUUUUAAGGACUUUAAAAAAAACGUUUUCUUAUUAGCCCUUUCUUCGAUAUUUAGACAAGAGAAUUCUUCAGCAUCUUUUAACUUAAGCGCCAGUGAAUAGAUGUUUACCGUGAUUACGUGAAUCGUACAAUUUUUUCGGAUAAACAUAAUGUAUAUGUAUAGUCACGAAAAAGGGGAGAGAAAGAGAGAGAGAGAGAGAGAGAGAGAGAGAGAUGAUGAUGAUGAUGAUGAUGAUGAUGAUGCGAAAGAAAAGAAAAAGAAAAGAUGAAACAAAUAUGUGGUAGAUGUGUAAGCUUGGACGUAUAAGAGAAGGAAAGAAAAUUAACUGUCGUUCUUAGUGUUUUUUAUAUAUAUAUUAUAUAUGUUACGUUUCAAUGUACACUACGAAUCGUAUUAAUGAUACGUAUAUAUGAUAAUAUAACAAUAAUAUAUAUUAUAUACAUAUAUAUAUUAUAUAUAUAUAUAUAUGAAUGAUAUAUCGUUAAAUGGGCUGUGGUAGAAACCUUUAUAUACUUUAUACACCGGACGAGUCGGAUCCUCUUGUUUCUUUUGUCUUUCUGGAGAAAUGAACAAUUACUGAUUAUAAUGAACGAACAUGAAAGAAGAAAUAUCCAAAAAAUGAAAUGAAUAGUAAGAUUUAAGAAAAGAAAAAAGGUAAAAUGUAUAUGUACACAUGAAAGAAAGAAGGAGAGGAAAGAGGAGAGAGAAGAAAGGAGAGAAGAGAGGAGAAAAAGAGAGAGAGAGAGAGAGAGAGAGAGAGAGAGAGAGAUGGCAUCAUUUUGUAAAGACGCUUCAAUCGUUUGAGUGCAUAGCCACUUGUCCUAUAUUCUGUCACACAACGAUUACCUUGCACAAAAUGUACCUAAUUAUAUUUAAAUAGUAGGAUCCGUCUUAAUGAUUGUCAAUAAUACUGUACCUAUUGUACCCGACACGGGCAAAUUAUGAUAUUAGGCUAUAAGGCUGUAAGGCGUAACUACGAUUAGAUAGAGAACCCAGUCGCUAAAAAAAACUGUAUAACUGUGAUGUACCUGCUUCGAAGACAAACGACUUAAAUUUUCUAACGUAUACAGAUUACUAAUUUUUGUAUGGACUAAAAUAAUGUCAUUGCGAUGCCGAUUGUUUUACGUAUCUCCCUUUCCCUCUCUCCCUCGUAUUGUUUCUUUAUACUUUCUUAUAUUAAAUUAAAUUCAAGGAAUAAAUGCUAUUUUUAAAAGAAAUUGUUAAUUAUAAUAUUGCAAUAUAUAAUGCAAAAUGAAUUGAUUUUGAUAUUUGAAAGUUUUUCUUUGCAAUGUUAUUUUUCUGAAAGAAUAAUUAAAUAGUAAUAUUGAUUUUAGAAAAUACUAACAUUGAUUGUAUAUAAAAUAUACAUAAUAAGAUUUUGAUAAAAAAUGUUAGAAAAAAUAUUUUUGACUAAGAAAAAUAUUUGUAAUCUCGUUUUAAGAAAUUGAGUACUAAUUUUAUUGCGAUUAAAUUCGAAUAAUAUAAUAUAUUUAUUUUCAUAAUUGGUGUUUUUCUUUUUUAGUUUUAAAAACUUGAUUUUUUUUUAUUUUUCUUCUUUUUCUUAUUUUUCCAUUUUCGAUUUUAUGAAAAACGCGAAAGCAAACACUCUUAAUAGCUCUCUUUCAGUUAAUUAAUUUUUCGCAAAGAUAUGCAAAUCUUCGAAGCAGUGUGCACGAAUAAUCGUUUAUAUGAAUGUCAUAGCCUUAGUUUCGCUAGUUGAAAAGAAGAAAGAAUGUUUUAGACCCUUGCUCAAUAAAUAAAAUAUUAAUUUCGAUGUCAAAAAUUAUAUAUCGAUAUUAAUUUUAAGUUAAAUUCCCAAAGCAAAACAACAUUGACCAUUUUCACUAAAUAAAUCGAAUGGACAACGUAGGUUAAUAUAAUAUACAUAUGUAUAAUUUCGAAGCGAGCAAUGAAUUUUCGUAUUCUCGUUAUCGAUAAUUAAAUAAAUUGUAGUUGUCCGAUCGACAUCUAUCAUCAAAGUUUCUAUAAUAUAUUUAACAUGUUUUUUCAGCUUUUAUUUUGCAUAUUUGUUUUGCGUCAGCAUCUUUAUAAAGUUAACAAACUUUAUAAAAUUUGUCUUGCGUGCGUGUUUAAAAUUACAUUCUUAAACUCGCGCCGAUUUCCGUCGAUUUUUAUUCACUCUUUCAUGAAAUGACAAAGGAUUCAUCGGAGAAUUUCAAAUGAAAUAUUUGUCGCGCAAAGUUGGACACACACAGGACCAUGUUUUCGUAAAAGUAGAAAUAAGACCUGAGCUUAAUGUAUUCUCUCGUAAAACCAUGUAUAAAACUCCUGUUUGUACCUUACUAGUUUACUAUGACGCUAUUAUAGAUUACGUAUAGAGGAAUUGAAAGUGAAAGAAAAAAAGCGAUCGAAUAAAUAAAAUAAGAACAAAAGAGAGCGCGAGAGAGAACGAGCGAGCGAAAGGACGAGAAAUAAAGAAAUAGGGAUGUUUAGUGUCCAUUCGAAGAUCACGUUAUAAGUCCUUUAUUUUUCGCUACAAAUCGAUGAAAGAUUAGUGUUAAUAUGAUUAGUAACAAAAAAUGCAUAUAAUUAUCGUGCUUUCGCUUCGAAAAUGUUUCAUAAUUCUAAUUAGAUUGUUUUAUGGCGCCGUUUUAUGGCCGUUCGGUGAAAGACUAUAUCAGCAAGGCUGGUGAUUAGACUUCGAUUAGUUUCCUUUUUUAUGUUAAGCAUGAUAAUGACUUAGCAAAUGUGUUUUACUCAAAGUGUCCUUCCUAUGUAAAUUUACUUGUUUGUCCUCAUAAAUUAUAAAUAAAUAAUAUCUUUCGUGUUCACGUA
Molecule: messenger RNA, 20854 nt
Organism: Apis cerana (Asiatic honeybee)
Lineage: Eukaryota; Metazoa; Arthropoda; Insecta; Hymenoptera; Apidae
Product: meiosis-specific coiled-coil domain-containing protein MEIOC
Biological process (GO): female meiosis I; male meiosis I; mRNA stabilization
Cellular component (GO): cytoplasm; nucleus
Source: RefSeq, a predicted model, not a curated record